Belonocnema kinseyi is the source of this 2337-nucleotide messenger RNA. RefSeq names its product keratin, type I cytoskeletal 9-like. The coding region runs from base 87 to 1628 and encodes 513 amino acids. The transcript has 2 exons. Lineage: Eukaryota; Metazoa; Arthropoda; Insecta; Hymenoptera; Cynipidae. The record is from RefSeq and is a predicted model, not a curated record.
GGCACCAGAUACUAUAGCUUACUUCCUGACUCGGUAGUCGCUUGGGAACGAGACAAGCCACCGAAACAACGCUGUUAACAUUCAACAUGCGGUCUCUCAUCCUUUUGGUGUCUGCUUCUGUGCUGUUCUCCGGUUUCACUAUCAAAGAGGCAAAUGGAGAUAUGAAAGUGUACAGACGACAUCGAUUAAAUAAAGACAAACGUGGUGCCGCUGACUAUCCCAUGACGAGCUACGCUUCACCAUCAUACUCACAAACCGGAUCUUCACUAUCCCAUUCUGGAUACUCCCUCAGGCCAGGAAUUCAAAGUUUCGCCGGUUUUGGAGGCUUCGGAGGAUAUGGAGGUUCCGUAGGCCAUGGCCUUCAAUUUUCUGAUUCCUCAUCAUCAGCAGCUGGUCUUGGUUAUAAUCUCGGCAUUAGUUCCGGAGGAGGGCAUGGUCUCAGCCUUGGAUCCGGAAGUGGUAACGGUUUAAGUCUUGGAUCCGGAGUUGGUCACGCACUCAGUCUUGGGGGACUUUCUCUAGGAGAACAGAGUGGACACCUUAUUCCCAUUCAAUCAAAAACAGGACCAGUAACUUUUGGUUCCAAUGGAGGAGGAGCAGGAGGAGGAGGAGGAUCAUCCUCCAACAGUGGUUAUUCCUCAUCCCCACACUAUAGUGGACUUCAAAGUAUUUCAGCCUUCGGAGGUGCUCAAUCUGGUGGUCACAAUUUACCUCUAGUUCUUGGAUCAUCACAAGGAUCAAGUUACAAAUUUCCUGGAUCAUCCGGCAUCACUGGGUCGCACGGAUUAUCAUUAGCUUCCCUGGGAUCUGGUGGAUCACCAACUUACAGCCUUCCAUUUUCUGGAGCAGGACAACAUGGUUCCGGUGGCUACCUAAUUUCUGCAGCAUCUCAUGGCUCCUCCAAAUAUAGCAUUCCAAUAUCAUCGGGUUCAUCUGGUUAUACUCUUUCAUCAUCAGGAUCUCCUCAUGCAGCAGCAACUUAUUUUUCUCCAGUUUCAUCCGCUUAUAAUCAAGCUAAUGCUCAAGAAGCAUCAGGUGGUUCCAGAUAUGCUCAACCAAUUUCUUCAUAUUCAGGUUCUGACUCUAAAUCAAGUCCCUACACGAAAUAUAUACCAGCUUCUUCUGAUGGAAGUACUUAUGCGACUAGUGAUUCCUCCAACAGUUCUCCAGUCUCCAGUUAUAGUUCUCAAGGAACAAGUUAUAGUUCACCAAGCCUCACCUAUGCAGGGUCCGGUCAAACUGAACUAGCAGGUAGUCCAAGCUAUGCUGGCUUAAGUGGUUCUAACCAUGCUAGUUCUAGUACAAGUCAAUCAACUGGGAGCUUCAAACAUGCGGGAACCAGUUAUAGCACACCUAGUGCUAGCUAUUCCAGUGCCAAUUACCAGAGUCCUGCUUCUAGCUAUUCGAGUCCAGCUGUUCAGUAUGCUGAUUCUGGUUCCAGCUAUCUAGGAUUAGGUGGAUACGCACCUCAAAGUAGUCCCCAAGCAGAAUCAGCUGGAGCUUAUUCGAGCUUGUCUGCGCGAUAUCGUAGGCACCCUACUACAAAAGCUGUUGAUAAUAAGGAAUCUGAUCUUUCCAUGUACGAUACGAUCUCGUAUUCAGCUCCUAUUGAAUUUGGAUCGAAUUAGACGAAUUAAUUGACAGCCAGUUUUCUCGAAAACUGCAAGUAGACGUAACUUCCAGUCGAUACUAGAAGAAAAGGAGGUUUAAUGUUGCAAAAUUUUUGAUUUCAGUUUGGAAAGUAUUUAGUCCGGUUAGACUAGACUAUUGUUGGACUGACUUUCAGAGUUCACUUGCUCACUUUUUUAUUUCUUAAGUUUAAUGAUCUCAGCUUUAAUUGAGGGCUUUUGUAUUUUUUUUUGUUUAUAGAAUCUGGGUAUAAAUCGUAAUUAGAUUACUUAAGAUUUAGACAAUUUUCUAACUAUUUAAGGUGUAGGUUCCAGAUUUCCAUUAUUUGAAUUGUUGUUUCAAGAAUUUAAAUUAAAGAGAUAGUUGAUAAAAUUUUUUCCAGUAUCGAACUGGAAUGUAGAAAAUCGAUGUUGCGAAAACCUAAUUUCUUAUUUAUCGACACGUAUUUUGUCAUGAUUUGGAAGGAAAUCGUUAACUGCAAAUCGGAUAAGUCACCUGAAAGUAGUUAAUGGUAGGCGGCUCAAGGGACUUAUCCGAAAUGCAGUUAAAGGUGUUCUUCCAGAUCACGGCAGUAUUGUAAGAAUAGCAUUUAUCUAUUUAUGACUUUGUUGACUAUUGUUGAAUUUAUUAUAAGCUCUGCAGUAUUGAGGUGUGAUCUUAAUUGUAUAGUAUUUUGUACCUUUUUGUAAUAAAAAGCUUUUUCUUGUA